CCUGUGAACCUGCAAGGAAACCUAAGAUUGUGGCCUAAUUUCACACCCUUUCUUUUUGCCAGGUUAGAAUGAAGCAUCUGGUCACUUAUUUCUUUGUGUUUGGCUUGAAUGUCAUUGCUGCUCAAGAGUCUGUCCAUGCAGAGGAAUGCAUCUUUCAGAAGCUGGAUGGGAGGGAUGCUGACUUUUGCAGAGGGGGGUUAGAAGUUUUGUAUCCAGAACUGGGAGAUGUUGGCUGCACGUAUAUUCCGAAGUGCAACCAGCACCGAAAGCAGAUCAGCAAGGAAUGGAGCAGCCCAGAUGUCAGAUACCAGAAGGCAGAUAGGAAUAAGCUAUAUGUUCUGAUCAUGGUGGAUCCAGAUGCACCUAGUCGAGCAAAUCCAAAAUACCGUUACUGGAGACACUGGCUUGUCACCAAUAUCAGAGGAGCUGACUUGAAGACUGGGAAGGUGCGAGGCCGUGUUUUAGCAGACUACAUUCGACCUACUCCACCAUCUCAUAGUGGAUACCACCGCUAUCAGUUCCAAAUAUAUGAACAGCCAGAACAUGAAGCAAUAGCCUUAAGCACAGAAGAAGAAACAUCUUCAGGUUCCUGGAACAUGGAUAACUUUGUGGAUCGGUUUCAGCUGGGAGCACCUGUGGCUUCAACCCAUUUCCUCACUAAGCACUACGGAGACUAGCAGUGACAAUAAAACCCUCUGUUAUGAAACACUUUGGCUUGCAUCCUCUCCCCUCUUCAGAGCACAAGAUUUAGUAAUCUCUCUUCAUUCAGCACUAACUUGCCAGUUCAGAAAGCUGCAUGUUGCUCACUUUGAUUUACACACCGUAGGACUCUAGCUUCUUUCUGCAAAGCUGCCCCAUGGUGUGAAGAAGAUGGUGUCCGCAGCUCUAGCUAUCCAACAAUCCAACAGUUCAUAAUUACUGAACUUGUCUAAUUGUGUGCUUCAGGUUCUUUUCCUAUUAAUAUAGAUGCAUGAAGACAGCAGUCCCAUCACACAUAACAUCCGUUUCAGCGUGUGCACCCUUUCCCUGUACCAGCUAAAGUUGCCAGGGAUGGUACUUCCCUUCCUCAUGUCCUUUCCCAGCAGAAUGAACUGUAGCUCUUUCUAUUUGUGUAUGCAUGUUUUCCUCCUUUAAAUAAACACCUGUUAUAUAUCUCAGCAGUCACAUUAAAAAAUGGAGACAACAGCAUUCUACUCUAGUUUCUCUAUUUCUUAUACUGCAAGGUCAGAAAAUAAACUCCUUCUUGCUGAA
This is a messenger RNA of Heteronotia binoei (common prickly gecko), 1251 nucleotides long. It is a transcript of the gene PEBP4, whose product is annotated as phosphatidylethanolamine binding protein 4. Bases 69 to 677 code for a protein of 202 amino acids. The record is from RefSeq and is a predicted model, not a curated record. The transcript is spliced from 6 exons. NCBI's taxonomy places the organism in Eukaryota, Metazoa, Chordata, Lepidosauria, Squamata, Gekkonidae.